Messenger RNA from Papaver somniferum (opium poppy), 1391 nucleotides. RefSeq lists its product as uncharacterized. The transcript has 5 exons. The record is from RefSeq and is a predicted model, not a curated record. Gene Ontology annotation, cellular component: large ribosomal subunit. Gene Ontology annotation, biological process: translation. Lineage: Eukaryota; Viridiplantae; Streptophyta; Magnoliopsida; Ranunculales; Papaveraceae. Gene Ontology annotation, molecular function: structural constituent of ribosome. The coding region runs from base 180 to 1304 and encodes 374 amino acids.
AUGUUCACUUGAUUACCAAACAGACGAGGAAUUUACACCAUUUCACGUAUUUAUAAUCCCGUGGAAUUAUACAUAGGACGGAAUUUUGAACUCUACGACCAAAGACAUCAUAAACAAAAAUUCAUUUUCCAUGGACGGAUGAGCGAGUAGGAUUUUCGUACCAAAAGUGAUCCUGGGAAAUGCUUAUAAAGUGGGCUUGGAAACUGGUUACUAAAAUGAUACGGAUUAUCAUUCGAGCACUUGAAAGUGUUUUUAGUAGUUGUGUUUUCCGUUUUCAAAGAAAACUUUUCGGGGUUCAAGUGACAAGGGUUUUUCCGUUGGCUUUCCCUGAAAACAAUUCAUUUCAGGUAUGUAUCGAGGCUGCUGUUUUGAGCAGCAUUAAGGAGCAAUAUCGGGGUUAUAAUACAUUCAAAAUCGUUAAAGCAAUGGCUGCUGCAGGGAAGAUUGCAGUGGGAGAAUUCCUGCAGGGUUCGCAGAGGCAGAACCUGUUUUUGCAGAGAAAUGUAUCUAAACAGCGAUGUAGGCUACUUUGCAGUUCCCUACAAAGACAAAGCCUUUCACGAAGGACAACUGGUAGAGGUCUAAGAUCAACAUCAAAAAGCUUGCUUCCUGUAAAGCCUAGAGUUUUGGUUUUAGGAGAGGCGAGUAGUUAUUUUGAUCAAAAUUUCAUGAAGAGCGGAAAUUCUGGUGAGAAAGUUAAGGAAACACCUUACUUGGCUUCUAAACUACGGAUACUCACUGAGGGUGCAUCAGAUUAUGGAAAAUUUGGUGAACCCUUGAUUCAGGGAUACACGAGAACUUUUGACGGUGCUAAUGUAUUAUCCGAAGCAAUUUCUGAACAUGGUAUAUCGACAGAUGGGGGCACAGACAGUUUACCCGUGUCUGCUCAUGCUUCUGGUGAAGUUGUGGAGGUUCCUGGAGACCUUGUUAGUACUGUAUAUGCCACUUCCCCAGAUAUAGCAUUGACGGUGACCGAGGAUUUGAGUCAUGGAGAUGAUGGUGUCCUUUUGGCAGUUCCGAAGAAACGCACAUCGAUAUCUAAAAAGCGUAUCCGUAAAAACGUCUGGAAAAGAAAAGGAUAUCAGGCAGCACUGAAGGCUUAUUCUUUAGCAAAAUCUCUUUCUACCGGGAAUUCAAGAAGUUUCUUUUAUUCUAGAAACAAGCCUGUUUGUUCAUCAAAUCAUGAGAAGCAUUCAGUUUUGGACCUCUCUCUGCAAAGGUCUCCUCCUUGUAACUCUAUUGUUACAAUCAAGUACCGACUUUUCAUCAACUUAUCCAGCAGUAUUACAAGCCUCAAAUGUUGAAGAGGUUUUUAUCAGUAUGAAUCAGUAUUAUUUUCUUUAUCAUUUUUAUGAUUUAAAUGUCGGUAGCGAUCUUAACUUGAUCAAAUC